Molecule: messenger RNA, 1215 nt
Organism: Dacryopinax primogenitus
Lineage: Eukaryota; Fungi; Basidiomycota; Dacrymycetes; Dacrymycetales; Dacrymycetaceae
Product: alpha/beta-hydrolase
Exons: 6
Coding region: 33-1022 (329 amino acids)
Source: RefSeq, a predicted model, not a curated record
GUUUCCACACCGCUCUUUCCUUCCCAACCACCAUGGCCAAGCGAGAAUCUUCGGAAGACUGGUCGUCAUUCUUCGACCCGACGACGCGUGUUCGUCGCGGUCUGUGUCCCGUUACCCUCCAAGAUGGGAUCACGGAGAGUCAUGCACUGUACUUUGAGCAGCAUGGCUCCGGGCCUGAGAAGAUAGUUCUCAUCAUGGGAUUGAACUCGACGUCUUUCUCCUGGGCACCUCAAGUCGACUACUUCGCUAAAAACCCGAGAUAUUCGGUUCUGGUCUUUGAUAACCGCGGUGUUGGCCACAGUGAAGCACCUAGAGGACCGUACACCACACGGGGCAUGGCUGAUGAUGUGCUGAAAUUACUGGACUACGUGGGAUGGAACGGCAAGCGCUCUUUGAACAUCGUUGGGCUUUCACUUGGGGGCAUGAUUGCACUAGAGUUGCUCGACCGCAUCCCGGAACGCGUGAUCUCCCUGCUGCUUGCAGUCACCACCGCUGGUAGCAGGCUACCUUGGAAUAACGUAUCACCGUGGAAAGGUACAUCAACGCUCACGAGAAUGCUAUUAGAUAAGGAUCCGAAGAACAUUGUCCGCUUGGCGAUGGAAAUGAUCUUCCCUGUGGAAUGGCUGGAUGCGAAGAUCGACGGUGACGCAGAGGAUCAGACCAAUAGAGAGGCGAUGAGACAGAUGCUACUCGCUCGACGGGAAGUGACACGCCCCCAGACCACAAUGGGUUCCAUGUCGCAAAUGGCCGCUGCCCUGAUGCAUUACGUAUCCCCGGAACGCCUUCACAAGAUAUCCAAGUCGAUACCCAAAGUAACUGUCCUCACCGGGGACGAAGAUAACCUCGUUGCACCAAGCAACUCUUUGUACCUCAGCAAGCAGAUGCCUGAAGCCGAAUAUGUGGUCUGGGAUCACACGGGGCAUGCACUUCAGCAGCAGUGGCCUACGCGGUUUAGUGAAUUGGUGGAAAGGAACAUCAAAGAGGGCAAGGAAGUCCUCGCCUCAGGUACCUUCGACGGAUAAUACUCUCUGUGAUUGCAGGUGUAAUUAUUACAUACUUACAUAUGCGCUGUUUGGGCAAGUACCAUUUUGCUCGUAUUCAUUCAAUAUAACCAAGGGAGUCCCUGCACGCCCUAGGCAGCAUUGUAUUAUUGUUAAAUCUUCUCAUUGCUUACGCUGCCUGACCCUUCUAGUUUCCAUCAUGAGUUAACACAUA